This is a messenger RNA of Malassezia globosa CBS 7966, 903 nucleotides long. RefSeq lists its product as uncharacterized. The coding region runs from base 1 to 903 and encodes 300 amino acids. The record is from RefSeq and is a predicted model, not a curated record. Gene Ontology annotation, cellular component: transcription regulator complex; PcG protein complex; chromatin. Lineage: Eukaryota; Fungi; Basidiomycota; Malasseziomycetes; Malasseziales; Malasseziaceae. The transcript has 2 exons. Gene Ontology annotation, molecular function: RNA polymerase II cis-regulatory region sequence-specific DNA binding; DNA-binding transcription factor activity, RNA polymerase II-specific. Gene Ontology annotation, biological process: regulation of transcription by RNA polymerase II.
AUGCUGCUGCCUUUAUGCACACAUAUGAAGCAUGAGCCUGGGAUGGAUUUGCUUGGUACGCUACGUGCGAACAUGCGGGAGUUGACUAGACAAACAGAGCUCCUUCAGGCCGAUGGUUAUGAUGCUGCACGGCCACACAAGUGCAUAUAUGCGCCAUGUACAAAGGCAUUUGCCCGUCGCUCAGACCUACAGCGUGCACUGAAUGUACAUCUGAAUGUCCACACUGGCGAGAGGCCAUUUGUGUGCACAGAAUGCUUCAAAGCCUUUGCUGAUACCAGCUCGCUAGCUCGGCAUCGGCGCACGCAUUCAGGACGACGGCCGUACAAAUGCCAAAUAUUCGGCUGCGGUAAAGAGUUUUGCCGGCGAACAACACUCACGAAGCACAUGCGCCGUAUGCACCCCAUUGACGACCAUCCCAUGACGCCGUCAUCUGUCCUCACAUUCCCACACAUGCCAGCGGUACCACCAAUCACAGCAACGGCGAAAACCGCGCAAUGUGGCACGGUGAAGGGAUUAGCGACAAUGGAAGUCAUGGCAGAUAGCAAGAGCAUCGAUGUUGGCGACGACAUGGCCGGUGCCGGUGCCGAGAAGACUGUCAGUUCCCAUGGCAUCCGCUUGUUGGACAUACACUUGAUGCACGAGCCAACUCAUGGCGAUGCAUCAGGCCAGGCCACUCCCACGUCGCCCGUAAUGCUAACGACAUCAGCGUCGCCCCACGCGUCGUGCUCAAGCAUGACGACAUCUGCUCAGAGCUGGGGAUCCCCGCUUGCUCACACAUUCCCAAGCACGCCUGUACCAGUGCUACUCCAUUUUCCUGCAUGUACUAAGGCGUCACCUGGCUACAAAGACAUGACUCUCACUGCAGCGUGUCCCACACAUUCUGCUUGGCCCCGUAGACAGUAG